Molecule: messenger RNA, 1737 nt
Organism: Fonsecaea multimorphosa CBS 102226
Lineage: Eukaryota; Fungi; Ascomycota; Eurotiomycetes; Chaetothyriales; Herpotrichiellaceae
Exons: 3
Coding region: 1-1737 (578 amino acids)
Biological process (GO): asparaginyl-tRNA aminoacylation
Cellular component (GO): mitochondrion
Molecular function (GO): asparagine-tRNA ligase activity; ATP binding; nucleic acid binding
Source: RefSeq, a predicted model, not a curated record
AUGCUAUGGCGUGCCUUGAAGGCGCCAUGGCAUCUCGGAGACGAGAUCCUGCCUCGAUGUUCGUCCCUUGACAUUCUGAGAACUCGACACAGACCUGGACUGUUCCCUUGUCAUGUGCGAUAUCUGCAUGGUCAAAGCCCAGGGGCUACAGGGACCUCACCGGCGCUUGUCCGCCACGCCAGACUCUCGACCGACGCCGAGUACGUCGACGGACUGCGAGCCGACGAAUCCAUCAAAAUCGCAGGCCUAGUGCGCAGUAUCAGGAAGCAGAAAAACGUCACCUUUGCCCGAAUCGGCGACGGAUCUACGCUCGCCAACGUCCAAGCAGUAUUCCCGGGCCCGCAGCUGGCGAAAGACAUUACCAACGGCGCCUAUGUGGCAUUGGUGGGGAAGUGGAUUCGUUCCAAAGGAGCAGGACAAAGCCAUGAACUGCAAGUCGAGAAGAUCGAAACACUCGGUGAUGGCAACACCUCAGAAAACCCCAUUCAGAAGCAAUCCAUGUCGACUGAUUUUCUUCGAACCGUUCCUCACCUUCGAAUGCGCACAGCCUUCCACUCUCUUGUCAACCGGACUCGCAGCCACUUGAUCUCCGCGAUCACGUCGCAUUUCUGCAACCGACCAGACCCCGUUUAUCAAGUCCUACCGCCACUCAUAACCUCUUCCGAUUGUGAAGGUGCCGGGGAAGCUUUCACGAUAGCCCCGCAAAGCCAUGAACAGCUUCCGGGGACAACGCCAAACACAUCCAAGGGACAAGAAAAGCUCUACUUCCGAGAACCGAAAUACCUGACUGUGUCGUCACAGCUACAUCUUGAGGCACAUGCUGCUGAGCAGGGGGAUGUCUUUGCAUUUUCACCCACCUUCCGUGCUGAAGAAAGUGAUACCCCGCGGCACCUUUCCGAGUUUUAUAUGCUCGAGGUUGAGCAUCGACAUGUUUCGUUUCAAGAGCUGCUGUCCCGGGUGCGAAGUCUGGUGGCGUGUCUCGCGCAAUCACUUCAAGAACACCGCACAGGUAAGGAGCUGGUGGAGUACUACUCAGACCAGAAACACCGACCCACGGAUGGCGACUUUGUGGAUCUGCAAGCUCGCUGGGAUAGACUUGAUGGGAGGUGGCACGAAGUCGACUACACAUCAGCCAUGAACGCGCUGACGAAGGCUUACGAAUCGAGUGGUGGCAACCUCUUCGUUCACCGUCCUCAGUGGAAGCAGGGAUUGCAGUUGGAGCACGAACGGUGGAUCGUCGACAAUCUUGCAGAAGGCAGGCCAGUUUUUGUGACGCACUAUCCGAAAGACCUCAAACCAUUCUACAUGCUUCCCUCAUCGGCAAUGACUCCUCCACCCCAGGACACGACUCAAUCAGACUCCAGCGAGGGGGACACCGUAGCCUGCUUCGACCUUUUGCUGCCUUUCGGCUACUGCGAAGUCGUCGGGGGAAGUCUCAGAGAACACCGACUGGAACAUCUCAUUCAGUCCAUGCGCCAGAAGGGGCUGAUCAAGAGGAGGACGGAGGUGUUGCCGAAUGGUGGUGACAACGGCAACGGCAACGGCUAUUACCCGUUUCUGGAAACCGGGGAGACGUUAGGGAAUAUGAAGUGGUACGCCGACCUUCGACGGUACGGGAGCAGUCCACACGGGGGCUAUGGUCUGGGGUUUGACCGGUUGCUGGCGUACAUGACGGGAGUCAGCAACUUGAGAGAGGUCGUUCCGUUCCCGAGGACGUGGGGGAGAGCGGAUUGCUGA